Gordionus sp. m RMFG-2023 is the source of this 1605-nucleotide messenger RNA. Its product is annotated as arylsulfatase B-like. The transcript is spliced from 14 exons. Bases 1 to 1605 code for a protein of 534 amino acids. NCBI's taxonomy places the organism in Eukaryota, Metazoa, Nematomorpha, Gordioida, Chordodea, Parachordodidae. The record is from RefSeq and is a predicted model, not a curated record.
AUGCACUGGCUAUUAACAUUUAAUAUUAUAUACCUAUCAAUCUUUUCACGUUCAAGUAUAUCCACUGAUUCUCAAACUGAAAAAAGGAAAAAUAUACUCUUUAUAGUCGCAGAUGAUUUAGGAUGGAAUGAUGUAGGAUGGAACAAUCCAGAUAUGCAUACUCCUAAUCUAGACACGUUAGCGGAGAAUGGUAUAAUACUAAAUCAGUCAUAUGUCCAGCCUACAUGUACCCCAUCCAGAGUUUCGUUUAUGACGGGAUACUUUCCUUAUAAAUUGGGAUUACAACAAAAUGGUCUAAGACCACUUGAAUCCAAUGCCGUAAGUUUGAAUUACACAAUGAUGCCAGAGAAGCUAAAGGAAUUAAAUUAUUCGACCCACAUGAUUGGAAAAUGGCAUUUGGGAUAUUGCAAUAAAAAUUUUACUCCAACUUCAAGAGGGUUCGAUUCGUUUUUCGGAUUUUAUUUAGGAAGCCAAGAUCAUUUUUACCACAACACGUCUGGUGUAUCGAAGAAUGGUACUAAAUUUAGAGGAUACGAUUUUCAUUACAAUUAUAACCCCUAUCCGCAGGCCAUCGGAGUUUAUUCGACAGAUCUUUAUGCCGAAAGAACUAUAGAAAUAAUAAACAAUACUGAUGAGGACAAACCCUUUUUCAUAUAUCUGGCUUUCCAAAACCCCCAUAGUCCCCCACAGGUACCAAAAGGGAGUCCUGUAUCUGGAUGUCAAAAUAUUACUAAUAAAAAUCGGAGACUAUUUUGUGGUAUGGUAGAACAAAUUGAUUUGGCUGUUGGCAAAAUCGUGUUGGCCUUAAAAAGAAGAGGGCUUUAUAAUGAUACUUUGAUAGUUUUCACAUCUGAUAAUGGUGGUCAGGUUUUACACGGUGGUAACAAUUAUCCUCUAAGAGGUAACAAAGGUACAAUAUGGGAAGGUGGGAUACGAGCUCCUGGUUUUAUUCAUGCCAAAUUCUUAAACUUGCGAAGGGGAUAUGUAAGUAUGAGAUUGUUUCAUGCGGUUGAUUGGUACCCUACGUUUAUAGAAUUAGCUGGAGGUGGCUUAUCUCAAUCCAAAUCUAACCCCAAAAUAAAUACAUCCUUAAAUAUAGAUGGCAUUAGUCAAUGGAAGGGUAUAAUCAAUGCAAGUGCUCCAUCACCUAGAAAUAAUUUUUUGAUCAAUAUGAUAAUAAAAAAAAAAAUUUUCGCCGGGAUCAGAUUCGGAAAUUUUAAACUACUCUUGGGUAUGGCUGGAGAAAUGGAUGAUUGGUAUAAACCUGAUAAUAAGAAGGUUAAUAUAAAUGAUGGAAUGUAUUCAGGAGGUUCCGGACAAACUUUAAAUAAUUCGGGUAUAAAUGAGAUUCUGGACCCAAAAUUCGAAAAUUAUAUUGAAAAAUUGAAAAUAGAUAGAAAUGAUAUUUGGUAUUUCAACAUCAUGAGGGAUCCUUACGAAAAAAAUAAUAUAGACACAAAAGAUAAAGUCUUCUAUAAAAUGCUAGAUUUACUAGUGAUGUAUCGAGAAUCUUACAAAAGUCCUACACGUAUAAGAGAAAAUCUGGCAGGAAAUCCUAACUUCUAUGAUGGAUAUUUCCAUUAUGGUUGGUGUGAUUCAUAUUAA